CAUGCGCACUUGCCCAACUUUUCGGAGUUAGGAUCAGCCGCCAUUGUUUCUUAAUGAAGUGAUUUGUGUGUGGAGUUUUGUAUUAUUUUAGGAAGUUGUUUGUAUAUUUUGUGCCAGAAAGACUUUUGACUAAUUAUCCCUUGUCGAUUGACAGUUUUAUUUUAAAGACUUUGCAUCAUUUAAAGAACAGAGUGCAGAAAUUAGGUGAUGUCAGCAGGCGUGUCAGAUCAGCGGAUGAAAGGACAAGGGAAUCAAGUGUCAAAUGGCCCAAAGGACCACGUGAAUGAACAUGAAGAUUUUGAUUCAUGGCGAACCCAGCAUCAUCAGGGUUACAACACCCCAAUUUCAACUUCAAUGGCAUCGGACCCAUACAACAUGUCAAAUUACUAUGGAACAUCGUUUCCAUACCAAGCAUUUGGAGUUGGGGAUGGCACUUGGUCAAAUGGAGGUGAUCCCAUGACUUUUUUGGGUGGUUAUGGUGGACAGAUGGGCCAUGAUUCGUACAGUAUGGAUGGCAUGUUUGGUGGCGGCGGAGGUGGGUUUGGAACAGCCUUCGGGCAGCCUGCUGCAGCCGCAGCAGCUGCUGCCGCAGGGUUCAAUUACUUUCAUGGGAAUGGAGACUUUUCAACGUGGGGCAGCUCUGCUGCACCCAUUUCCCGCAAACCCCAUUAUGAUGAUUAUUACAGGGGUGGAGACGGCAUGUACACAGCACCUGGAGUUGGUGGAUCUGAUGUAAAAGCUGUGGAACAGGGAAUGCAAGGUCUAGGACUUUCAGAUACUGGUAGUGGCAGUGGAAAAGUUUCUGAUGGCAAGGACUUAAAACAGCAGAGCCCGUCUGAUAAAAGUGGUAGUGUAGAUAUGGGAAUGGGAGGAAUGGUGACAGUACAGCAGAGUGUAGCACCAGCGCCCACAGUACAACCGAAGAAGAUGACCUGGGCAUCAAUUGCAGGGCAGCCAGCCAAGCCUCAACCACAAGUUUCUUCAGGAGGAAUGAAAAAGAAAGGCCCUGGUAUGCCUCCACCACCAAUGGUUCCAGGAAAGCAUAACAUGGACAUCGGGACGUGGGAAGGGAAGAAUGGUGGCAGCAGUAGUGCAUUAGCUGGUGGACCCAAACAGCCAGUUGCACCUCCUCCUACUGUGCGUUCAACAUGGGGAGGACCAGUGCGAGGUGGAGGGCCUAGGGGGACUGCUGGUGGACCACCAGGAGCUGGUGUUGGCAGCUAUCCUCCAACAGCUGGAGGACCACCACAUCACCAUCCUGGCCAUCAUCCUGGUCAGGUUGCCGUCUUGCCAGGACCUCACCAUCCCCACCAUCCUCAUCAUCCACAGCCCGGUACUGGGGCUGCUCCUCCACCCCAUCACAUUCAGCAGCAGCCUCCACCAAACCAACAUCCUGGAGCUCUGGUGCCAGCGAAUCCACUGCCAUCGCAUCCAGUGCUGGAUGAACUGAGGAUCAAAAACAACUACAACCCUCCAGAUUUUGAUCUCUCAGCCAAAGGAGCCCGUUUCUUUGUGAUAAAAUCAUAUUCAGAAGAUGAUAUCCAUCGUUCUAUCAAGUACGAGAUUUGGUGUUCUACUGAACAUGGAAAUAAGCGUCUAGACCAAGCAUUUCGUGAACGUGAGGCAAAAGGUGGUGGACCAGUUUUUCUAUUCUUCUCUGUCAAUGGUUCUGGACAUUUCUGUGGUAUGGCACAGAUGGUGUCACCUGUAGACUACAAUUCUUCUAGCUCAGUGUGGUCUCAGGACAAGUGGAAGGGGCAGUUCCGUGUAAGGUGGAUUUAUGUGAAGGAUGUGCCGAAUGCUCAGCUGCGCCACAUCAGACUGGAAAAUAAUGAUAACAAAUCUGUGACAAACUCGAGGGAUACACAAGAAGUACCGUUUGAGAAAGGAAGGCAUGUGUUGCGAAUACUGCACAGUUUUCGCCAUACUACGUCUAUCUUUGAUGACUUUGUGCAUUAUGAAAAACGGCAAGAGGAGGAGGAUAACCGCAAAGUUGUGGCACAAGCAGCAGCUCAGGCUGCAGCUAAUGCAGGAGAGAAGCAACAGGGACCUCCGCACAGCAGUGGGCCACAAGAUCGUAGCAGUGGAUUGCCACAGCAGCAGAAGGAUCGAGAUGGAGGGAACAGAGGAAGAAGUGGAAGAGGGGGCCGAAAUUAAUGAACCAUAUAUAUACCCCAAAUGUAGCUUCUAUUAUAAAACAUUAUUACAUAACCCUCUUGGUUUACACGUCUCAACUAGAGGUGAAAUUUUUUCUCCACUUAUGUUAUGCUAGAUGAGAAUUGUAUAUGGAUGUCUUUGUGUGUAGGAUUCAAACAAAAACUAAAGCCUAAAAAAGUUAAUUCAUUGCAUUUGCAUAUUUAUACAUGUUUACAGCGACUUUAAUUUUUAUUUACAUAAAAUUUAUCUGAUGUUAAGAACUGAAGUGAAAAGAAUCAAACUAAUUCAAGUAAAUACAAUAGUUAUUUCCCUUACAACAGUACUAUUCUGAGACUGGUAAAAUGCUGCCCUUCAGCAGAUCAUGUUAAAUGGGCAGAGGGUAUUAUUUUGAUUCUUUAACUACUUCAUAUUUUCAUUUUGCUCAUUUUUUUGCAAUAGCAAUGUAAAAUUGAUGAAAUUGUUUGACUGCCUUCAUUAUUUUUCUCAAGCAUUUAUGUUUCUCCUAGUCAAGCCCAUUAAAACUGUAGAAAAUUGGAGUACAUGUAUUUAAUAAAGUGAAUACCCAAAAUUUUAUUUUUGAAGAGCUGUUCUAGUACCAAAUACUUUCAAAGUGUUGCAUAGUUUGUUAAAACUUUCUCCUUUCAGAUUUUUUAAUUAAACAAUGAACUGACUUUGGCUAGGACUUCUUGGGAAAAAUAAGAGAAGGAGAAUGAAUUGUUACAUUUACCAGGCAACCUACAUUGAAUUGUCAUAUUUAAAGUUCCCUUCAGGUGAUUAAGAUGUGGCCCUAUCUUUAAUUUGACCUAGUGCACUUUGAUGUCUUAGAGCAACCAUUGUCAUUUGGAAAUUGUUAAAAUGGUAAUUCGUGUAAAUGAUGAAAAACUUCAUAUAAAUGGUGACAAACAAAACAAAAAAAAAUUAAAUGUACUGGUAUUCUGUGUUAAUGCUUUUUGGGAAUGUCUUUGUUCUAUAUUUAAUGGAGAAGAAUCAAAACACUAAAUUCUCUUAAGAUCUAUUAGCUGAACAGAAAACUUACACAAAUGGGACUAAAGCCUCCCAUGUUUCACCGAUCUGUGUAUUAGAAUAAUACAGCAUUUGAUGUGAUGUAUUUGAAAAAUUAUACAUGUGUAUUAUGAAUUUUGUCAUAUUUGAUGUGUAUAUGUCCCCAAAAACCAGUGACGUAAAAAUUCUUGAUCCAUGUGCUAAGCAUUUUUUUUUCUUUUUUUUCUUUUUGGGUUUGCAGUUGUAUUGGAAAUGAUUCUGAUAUUUGGUUUAGUUGAUUUCUGCUUGAUCAAGAAGCCUGAAGAGAAUCCUCUAAAUUGUAUGUUUCUUUUGGAAUGUUGUAGAAUCUUCUGAGGAUUAUGAGUAGUAGCUCUUGAAUGGAUCUAACUCCAAAUUUGCAGAUACCUGUGGUUAAAGCAUAUAUGAAUUCCAUAUUUGCUUUAGACCUUUUCCAAUUUGCUGGUAGUUGAUUAUUGUGUUGAUUCUUUGUCCCUUUUCUCUCCUUGGUAUAAGUGGUUGCCAUUGAAAAAUUAGUUACGUUAUGCAAAAAUAAAUUUCUGUUUGCUGUAGCUCAGUAGAAAUGCGUGCUAAGUGUGUGCUGUAUCAAAAUGUGCUGAAAUUGUCACAGGUGAAGUUUUAAGUAACCCUUUAAUUUCUGCGCUUUUCUGCUUCGUACUAUUCAUGUGCCCUUCGCAUAAUUACAACCAUGUUGUGUAUUUGUGAACUAUAUAAUAUAUGCAUAUAUAUUUAAAAGUAAUUGUUUUCAUGGUUGGUUGGAAACUUUUUAACAGUAAUAUAAUGAUGCAGUAACGUUGAAGGAAUUAUCUGGGAGUAAUUUCUUUUUAUAUGGGAAGGAGAAUUACUUGUGGUUAUGGUCUAUAUAAAGAAGAAUAAUGAACUCAUUGAUAGAUGAAAGCCAAUCUUUAAAAAGUUGCUGUGAAUAAAAUUACAGUGGAAGUACAUACUGAAUUAUUUUCUCAUCUGUUUUAUUAACUGUUUGUGUUACGUAUAUUUCUUUUCUUGCAUCUAAGGUAGAUCAUUUGGUCCCACUUGUCUGGAUCAUAAAAAGUUAAAACUGAAGUGACUGUUGUACUGCUGGAACAAAACAGCUGAAAAAGUGCAAGGUGGAACUUCCAUGUGUUGAUGUGGAGUGAUUUCUGUGGCAAUUCGUGCGUUGGAUGAGGACAUAGUGCAGUGAAUGAAAACGUUUUUGUGUGCUGGAUUAUUUAAGCAGUCCGUGUAUUUAAUUCCUUUCUUUAUAGAACAGUGACACGGUGACAGAUAGGACCUUUUGUGAGAUUUCUGAAGUUAGUGAAGGCAGAAGAUUGUGUCAUAGUGAAGGAACUUCAAAUUGAUUGUAACUGAAAACAGCUUAGUGCAUCAUUUUCUUUCACAGCAGCACACUUUCUCAAAUUAACUUGCUUUAAUAGCCAGAAAUGUCAUGUGGACUUUAUGACCCUAAAACUGGAAAAAGUGAUGCGAUGAGAACAUUGAAUGUCCUUUUUAAGCAUUUUUCAAGGAGAAACAGUCUGCUAGAAAUGAAAAUAUAGAACAGUUUGACAAAUGACUACUAUUAGAAAUCUAUUUAAAAAUAUAUACUUGUAAAAAUUAUUACAAGAACUUGAAGAAUGUUACUGUUGAACCAUGUGCUUAGUGCUGUUUCCUCAUUUAAUUAUGUGCGUACUUUUUUACUCAAGUUAUAUUUUUCCCCUCCCUGCCACCAAAUAUAAAAUGUGGACUUUAAUUAAACUUAAUUUUUAUACUUUUUGUUGUAUGUUGUGGGAUUGAGCCAGAAAUGUAGUGAAUAUGAUGAUGCUGUUGAAUGAUUUUGGACUCUUGAAAUAUAUAAGACUGCAAUAAAUUUUAAACUUUGUUUGAAUCGAUAAACAAUAGGUUGUCAGAAAGAGAAUUUAAUAUCAGUGUUGGAUUUGCUAGCAAUCUCAUUUUGAUGCAUAUGUGGGCUUUCAGAAGUCUGUUAAAUGAGAAUGUAAACUGAAAAACUGGACAUAAAAUGUUAGAAGCUUCAAGUGACUUUAAAAAAAGGCCAUUGUUUAUGAGCAUUGAACUGAGGUGUGUGAUUGAUAGUGUGUGUGGUGUGUUUCCCCAACCAGAUUUUAUCUCCUCUUGUUACCAUUGAUAGCAUUAAAAAUGCAAAUACAUCAAUAGAUUGCAUGCUUGUUUGAUGAUUUCCAAAAAUUUGUGAUAUUUCUAUAUUGCAGCUGCUGAUUUGAAUGUAACAGUAAUCUUGGAACUGUUAAUAUGUUUGUAAUCAGAUUAUGCAUUAUUUUUUAAAUUUAAUUUUAAAAUGAUGAAUUAUUAUGAAAACAAGAGAGGAGAUAUUGUAUUUUCAUGAUUGAAAUUGCCUAGUCAUGGUAUUUGUGCGUGGAAAGGCCUGGAUGUAACAUUGUACUAUCAACAGAUGGAUUUGAAACCCUGAAUACUUUUUUCUUUGUGUGUCUGCUGAGAGAACUUUGCCCAUUUUAUUUAUUUUGUUUUCUGGUAUUGACAAUAAGUGCCACAGUAGUUACAAUUGUGAAGUAAAGUAGAACAGACCUUUUGGGCGUAUUCCAUAAGCUUUCUCUUUCCCUAUCUGAAAAGUAUUGCUAAAAGUCAGUCCUGGUUUUUCUAGAUUCAGUUGCUUCUAACUGAAAUCUUUCUUUUGCAUGAGUCACAUACUAAUACAUAUAUUACACACUGCUGGUCAAAUGUAGACUGACUAACUUAAAGAAAGCUGUUUUAUUUGGUUGGCGGGGUACCAUUGAGUGUGAUGAAUUGACUUGUAAAUUUGAAGUUGUGUGUAACACUUAAAGGAAUGAAAGGUACGGAAAAUUUCUGUCUGGACUUGCUUAAUUCAGGUUUUAAUUAUGUACGCCCUCUUACAUAUGUGUGAGGGUGAAGGUUUGAGUCAUUCUUCUUCGGUAACUAGUGUGGCAUACAGUUAGUCAUAUCCAUGUAAGACUAAAAACUAAGAUAGCAAAGGCAGAAAUGGGCAAAGUUAAAGGGAUCCGACUAGUGGGAAUUAUUGUUGAUAGAUAAAUAAAAGCAUCAGUUAAAACAAAAAAAAUCUGUAUUUUCUAUUUUCUUUGUU
Messenger RNA from Schistocerca serialis cubense, 6247 nucleotides. RefSeq names its product YTH domain-containing family protein 3 (gene Ythdf). Gene Ontology annotation, molecular function: N6-methyladenosine-containing RNA reader activity; mRNA binding. The coding region runs from base 208 to 2157 and encodes 649 amino acids. Gene Ontology annotation, biological process: mRNA destabilization. Gene Ontology annotation, cellular component: cytoplasm. The transcript has 5 exons. Lineage: Eukaryota; Metazoa; Arthropoda; Insecta; Orthoptera; Acrididae. The record is from RefSeq and is a predicted model, not a curated record.